AUGCCGUAUUUGAAGGUAGUGAAGGAGGGAGUGAAUUGGAGGAUGUACCGGAAUCAACGGAACCCUCGAAAGACAACGUGCAACACAACGGGACGUGAGUGGUUGGAAGAGAGAGAGAAAGCACGGCGGGGAUCUACAUUUGUAUGAAAACCAGCUCAGACCUGUCAGGCCGCGGAUGAUGUCCAAGCACCUCAACCCGAGCCCCAAUUUUUUCUUCUUCACCAGAACGCUCGCCUACCGCUGUGGGCACGCGAGCACCUGCCAACUUCAGCUGGACAAAGCGCCUGUCUGGUGGGCCGAACAAGCGCCAAACAACCCAGCGGCCAUCGAAAAUCGGGGCAUAAGAAGCGGUCGUGGGGCAAUCGCGUUGAGUUAACGUCAAAGUGGAAAUCCACGCCCAGAUUUUGCUGCAAAUCUACUGUCGGCCUUAUGUCACGCUCAACUCCGACUUUUUCCCUCUCACCAUCAAAAACUCGCCUUUAGAUGCUUUUUUCUUCAAAACUCAAGACACAGACAAGCCUUCUCGACUGAUGCGAAAAAGCUUUGCCAAUGACGAAAACAAGAACGACCGCCGC
Molecule: messenger RNA, 575 nt
Organism: Aureobasidium pullulans EXF-150
Lineage: Eukaryota; Fungi; Ascomycota; Dothideomycetes; Dothideales; Saccotheciaceae
Exons: 1
Coding region: 176-376 (66 amino acids)
Source: RefSeq, a predicted model, not a curated record